This is a messenger RNA of Dovyalis caffra, 2211 nucleotides long. NCBI's taxonomy places the organism in Eukaryota, Viridiplantae, Streptophyta, Magnoliopsida, Malpighiales, Salicaceae. The record is from the annotation of a GenBank genome assembly.
AUGGAUGAAUACUCAGUUCAGGAACCUCUUCUUUCGAGUCAAAUAAGUGUCAAGAAAACAUCUCUCUUUGUUUCAUCAGUGAAAUGGAUUCUCAAGAUUCUCAUAUGGGUUAUUUUUGUUGCGUGGAUUGGGGUUAUCUUCCUCUUUCCAUCACAAUUUGGUAAUGAAUUGCUUGGGAAAUAUAUUCAUGCCACCGAUGGAAAUCCUUUUGGUAUUACAGGAAGCUUAUUCCUUGUAUUAAGUGGACCGGUUCUUGUUAUUGCCUUUCUUUCCAUAAUUCAUCUUAUCAUAUCCGGUGUUGAGGAGUUCCAGCAUAAGAAGAGUUCGAAAUAUCCAAGCGUCAGCUUAUGGACAUUCCCUGUUCUUGUGGAUGGACCAUUCGGGGUUGUUUCUGCUGCUGAAUUUAUUGGCAUUCUACUUUUUGUUGUGUACAUUGUCUGGGCCUUGUAUGCUUAUACUAUCAAGAGUCUCAACAGAAUAUCUGAGGAGGAUUUAACCCCUAUGGAGGAAAGAAUUUGGUUCUUGAAAUUGAUGGGAGGUCAUCUUGGUUCAAUGGGAUUAUUUUGCUUGGCAUUUUUGUUACUUCCUGUUGCAAGAGGAUCGGUUCUUCUUCGUUUUAUCGAUAUCCCAUUUGAGCAUGCCACAAGAUACCACGUAUGGUUGGGGCACCUGACAAUGGUGCUGUUUACUCUUCAUGGGCUAUUGUACGUCGCUGGAUGGGCAAUGGAGGGCAACCUCCUGCAUGCACUAUUAUCAUGGAAAGAUAUUGGUGUUGCUAUUCUUCCUGGAGUUAUCAGCCUUAUUGCUGGUCUGUUGAUGUGGGUGACAUCACUUCCUCCUGUCCGAAAGUGGAAUUUUGAAUUGUUCUUUUACACCCAUCAGCUAUACGUGGUCUUUGUUCUUGGCUUGGCAUUGCAUGUUGGUGAUUUUAUUUUUAGUAUGGCUGCUGGUGCAAUAUUUAUGUUCAUGCUUGAUCGAUUUCUGAGAUUCUGCCAAUCACGAAGCACUGUUGAUAUAAUUUCAGCCAAGAGCCUUCCAUGUGGAACAGUGGAAUUGGUCCUUUCAAAACCUCGAAAUCUCCGGUACAAUGCCCUCAGUUUUGUAUUCCUUCAAAUUCGGGAAUUAUCUUGGCUACAAUGGCAUCCUUUCAGUGUUUCAUCUAGUCCCUUGGAUGGUAAAUAUCAUCUGUCAAUUCUCAUAAAAGUUCUUGGGGAGUGGACAGCUAGGCUUAGAGGAAGCAUCAUGAACAUAUCUGAGGCUGAACAACCAGUUUCACCUUCCCAACCUUGUCCUAAGAUUACAGCUUCUGUUGAGGGGCCAUAUGGGCAUGAAGCACCAUACCACUUGAUGUAUGAAAACCUUAUUUUAGUAGCAGGUGGUAUAGGGAUUUCACCUUUCUUAGCAAUUUUGAGCGAUAUUCUCCACCGUGUUAAUGAAGGGAGGCCCUGUCUGCCGCGAAAUGUUUUGAUUGUUUGGGCUGUGAAAAGAUCAGAUGAACUUCCUCUUCUCUCGACCAUUGACCUGGAAUCAAUUUGUCCAAAUUUCUAUGACAAACUAAAUCUUGAGAUUUCCAUCUAUGUUACUCGAGAAUCAGGUCCUCCAUUGGAGGAGGGUGAUAUUCAUAAUGUUACAAUUUCUUCUGUCUGCCCUAUGUCAGAGGGUGGUGGCAUGUCGGUUUUGGCUGGUACAGGUGACAAUAUAUGGUCUGGCCUGUAUGUUAUCUCAUCUACAGUGGGCUUUGUUAUUUUACUGUGUAUGUUGUAUAUCUUUUACAUAAAUCCUUUUAGCAUAUCAACGUGGUGGUACAAAGGACUUCUUUUCUUUGGAUGUAUGCUUGCAAGUAUUGUUAUCUUUGGCGGUCUUGUGGUUGGUUUAUGGCAUCUUUGGGAAAACAAGAUUUCUGCCAGGGAAGAACACAAGGAAGAAAGGAUGAAGCUUGGCAUGGUGCAGCAUAAUGAAGAUGUGCAAAACAAGAACUUGUUUCAGAAAAACCAUACAAGCAUAACAACUAUUCAGUAUGGUUCAAGACCUGAUUUCGAAGAAAUAUUUGGAUCCAUAUCGGAGCGCUGGGGUCAUGUAGAUGUGGGUGUCAUCAUAUGCGGUCCUCCAACUCUUCAAUCCAGUGUUGCUAGAGAAAUCAGGUCUCAGAAUUUAAGGAGAGAAUCCCAUGAUCCAGUCUUCCAUUUCAACAGCCAUAGUUUUGAUUUGUAG